This is a messenger RNA of Crotalus tigris (Tiger rattlesnake), 2142 nucleotides long. RefSeq names its product cytochrome P450 2J2-like. Lineage: Eukaryota; Metazoa; Chordata; Lepidosauria; Squamata; Viperidae. Gene Ontology annotation, cellular component: intracellular membrane-bounded organelle; cytoplasm. Gene Ontology annotation, molecular function: heme binding; oxidoreductase activity, acting on paired donors, with incorporation or reduction of molecular oxygen, reduced flavin or flavoprotein as one donor, and incorporation of one atom of oxygen; iron ion binding. The transcript is spliced from 9 exons. The coding region runs from base 46 to 1515 and encodes 489 amino acids. Gene Ontology annotation, biological process: xenobiotic metabolic process; arachidonate metabolic process. The record is from RefSeq and is a predicted model, not a curated record.
CUGCAAGCAAAGUCCCAGCACACUCCUUUGAGAAGCUGCACAGAAAUGCUGGCGCUAAGCUUCAUUGCCUUCUUGCUCUGCCUCCUGGUUGUCCAAAUGGUGAGGCUGCAGUUUCGAAGAAGGCACUAUCCACCAGGGCCGAUGCCUCUGCCUUUCAUUGGAUGCUUAUGGAACCCCAAAUUUCUUCAACUAAACCGGGAACACUUGACUGAGAUGUCGAAAAUCUACGGGAAUAUCUUCACGUUUUGGUUUGGGAAGUACCCUGUGAUUGUAUUACAAGGUUUCCAAGCAGUGAAGGAGGGUCUCAUCACCCACUCUGAAGAUCUUUCUGGCCGGCCUUUGCUCCCCUUUUUUAAAGCAGUGGCGAAUAAUAAAGGGAUUCUGCUUUCCACGGGUCGAACCUGGAAGCACCAAAGGCGAUUUUCAAUGGCGACUCUGAAGGUCCUCGGCAUGGGGAAGAGCUCUCUGCAGUAUCAGAUCCAAGAGGAAGCACAGAAUUUGGUGGAGGAGUUCAGGAAAAGUGAAGGAAAACCCAUGAAUCCUUAUUUGGCCCUAACCCUUGCGGUUUCCAACGUGAUUUGUGUCAUGGUGUUUGGAUAUCGUUUUUCCAUAGAAGACAAGACUUUUCAUACUCUGCUGGAAUCCAUGGAGAUACUUUUCAGAGUUGCUGGCAGUUUCACGGGUCACCUGUACAAUAUGCUUCCCUGGCUUAUGCCGUAUGUCCCAGGACCUCACAGGAGGGCAUUAUUCUUGCGUGACUUUGUUUGGUCAUUCAUAAGAGAGGAAAUCAAGAAGCACCAAGAAGCAGACCAUGGAGAAAAAGGCCAAGACUUCAUUCAUUUUUACCUGGCUCAAAUAGAGAAAACGAAGAACCACCCCGAACCUCGCUAUGACGAAAAGAACAUGGUUCAGAGCAUCUUUGAUCUCUUUAUGGGGGGAACAGAGACAUCGGGAACCACUCUCUACUGGGGAUUGUUGUAUAUGGUGCUUUAUCCUGACAUUCAAGCCAAAGUUCAAAAGGAAAUCGAUAGCUUUCUACCACCGGGCCAAACAAUCUGUUAUGAGGAUCGCAAGAAUCUUCCGUACACAAAUGCGGUGGUGCAUGAAAUCCAGCGCUUUAGCAACAUCGUCUCGAUCGGAAUGCCCAGAUACUGCAUAAGAGAUACGAUGAUUCGGAAUUUUCACAUUAGAAAGGGCACCACCUUUAUCCCGAACACGGCUUCUGCCUUGUAUGAUGCCAACGAGUGGGAGACACCCCUCGCCUUCAACCCAAACCAUUUCCUCGACAAGGAAGGCAAUUUUAUCUGUCGAGAAGCAUUCAUCCCAUUUUCUCUAGGUCAUCGAGCAUGUUUGGGAGAAAAUUUGGCAAAAACAGAGAUGUUCCUUUUCUUUACCAACCUUGUGCAAGCGUUCAAUUUCCACUUGGCCGACGGAUCAAAAGAUAUAAAGCUUGACGCGAUCUGGGGAAGCACUCUGCAUCCUCAUUUCUUUGAGAUCUGUGCAAUUCCUCGCUAGGCCACUAUGCCAGGUCUGUCUAGCAGCUGUAGUGCCUAUGGAUUGGCUGGAUUUGAAAUGGAUGGUUGGACACUGGGGGGGGGGGGUGGAGACCUGAAUGUAAUCAUUUGCGCGGGAAAUCAUCAGACCUUGCUUUGCUCUACUAACUUUCAAUAAAAGUUCCUUUUGAAACAAUGCCUGUUUCAAGAGUUCUGCUUUCUUGGGAGAUCUAGCUGCGGCAGAUCCUUACAUCUACUGUGAAAUGUUACGAAAACUCAGACGAACCAUCCAUAAAAAGCGUUGGGACUUUGGAUAAGAAAGUGGGAAUUACUUUAGUAGAUGAACAUUUGGUAAUCCAGAUCAAGGAUCAGAAAUAUGCCCAUAUUAAAAGAAUUUACAAUGAGUUAAUAAAAUUGGAUUCAGAAACAGUGUUAGUAAAAGAUUGUAUGAUUAAAUGGGCCCAGAAUAUUCAGGAACCGAUUUCAUUGGAUUUAUGGGAGGUGAUUUGGACCAGAAAUGCUAAAUUUAUGCAGGCCCAAAAUUUGAGGGAAAAUUUUUAUAAAAUGUUUUAUAGAUGGCAUCUGGAUCCUAAAAAGUUGUCCUGUAUGUACCCGAAACUGCAACCUAAAUGUUGGAGAUGUGGUUGCU